CUUUACAAUAGGCUGCAGCUUGACGCUCGUCAGCUCGGCGGACGCUGCCUUGGAAACGACAUAAAUCCAGUCCACGCAGCUGGGUUGAGAGCAGGGCCCCAGAUUUCCUCACUUCAAAGGCUUUCACUCCUCUCCUCCGCCUCCUCUUCCUCCUCCUCUCUACAUCCCUCCAUCAAUCCAUCCAGCCUUGGUCCUCGGAGCUGCGAACAUGGGCGAGCUGAAAUGAAACGCGGAGCAGGAGAGACGGAGCGGAAAGAGAGCCAUUCCGAUAAACGAGCGAAGAAGAAGAAGCAGGAGAAGAAGGUGAGGCCAGGCGUAGACCAGCAUGCCGUUGGUGAAGAGGAACAUCGAGCCCAGGCACCUGUGCCGUGGGGCGCUGCCAGAUGGGGUGACCAGUGAGUUGGAGUGUGUCACCAACAGCACCUUGGCAGCCAUCAUCAAACAACUGGGCAGUCUGAGUCGCCAUGCAGAGGACAUCUUCGGAGAACUGUUCAAUGAAGCCAACAGCUUCUACCUGAGGAUGAGCAGCCUGCAGGAGAGAGUGGACCAGCUGGCUGUGAAAGUCACCCAGCUCGACUCCACUGUGGAGGAAGUCUCCCUGCAGGACAUCAACAUGAGGAAGGCCUUUAAGAGCAGCACCAUCCAGGACCAGCAGGUGGUGUCGCGGACCUCUGUCCCCAACCCUGUGGUGGAGAUGUACCAUCGCUGCGAUAAACCUCCACCACUUAACAUCCUCAGCCCAUAUAGGGACGACAAGAAGGACGCGCUGAAGUUCUACACGGACCCGUCUUACUUCUUCAACCUGUGGAAGGAGAAGAUGCUGCAGGCCACCGAGGACAAGCGCAAGGAGAAGAGGCGGCAGAAGGGCUGUCCGGCCCACCCUGACAGGCCCCACUCCAGACAGGCCCCACCCAGGAGCCCCCUGUCCAUCUCUGAGCAGCAGAGGCAGGUGGAAGACCCGGGCAGAGAGGUGAAGAAGGUGCGUAAGGCUCGUAACCGCCGUCAGGAGUGGAACGUCCUCGCCUAUGACAAAGAGUUCAGACCAGACGCAAGGCUCACGCCAUCCCCUUACCACGGCAUGUCCUCUGAAGGCUCCCUGUCCCCUGAUAGCAGAUCAAUGGCGUCUGACUCCUACCCAGCAAGUCCCAACCACCCCUCAACCCAGGCCCCCAGCGCCGCCCAUCCCGCUGACCACCACACCCGGGAUCUCCUCAGCGCCGCAGCCCAGACUCAGUCACUGGAUCGGGGCCUGAGGCCAGCCAACCAGCCCCCAGCGGCCGGAGCGGCCGCGGGGACAGGGAGACACGUGGCCUCCUUGGGCAGGACCCCCUCUGGACACGGGAUCCAGCCUGGCGGAGAUCCAACGGUUAACGGGCCGAGGCAGCCGUCUGUUAAGGAUUACCGGGCCGGUCACGCUGGCCAGCCCUCCACCAUCCCAGAGUACUAUAUCCCACCUGCCCCUCCCCCACCUCCUCCAACCAUCCCUUCUGCCCAGACGGCGUUCGACUCCACCACAGUCCCGCCCUCCGCCGCUGCCGCCGCCGCCUCCGCCGUGCCCCCCGCCUCCUCUGCCCUCGCCCGUCCCUACUCCCCCUCCCCUCCUCCUCCCCCGGCCAACUACGUGCCGUCUCCCUCCCACCCGCCUUCGGGCGCGCCACCCGCCGCCCCUCCACCUCCUCCGCCUGGAGCCCCUGCUGGCCACCCGGCCCACCCAUCCCCACCACAUGCUGCUGUGGGCCAGGCGGCUGCGGAUGCGGCGCCCCAGACGAGGAAGUCCACCAUGCUGGGGAUGAUCCCGAUGAGCGAUGCCCGCUCCGACCUGUUGGCCGCCAUACGUAGAGGUAUCCAGCUGAGGAAGGUGCAGGAGCAGAGGGAGCAGGAGGCCAAGAGGGAGCCUGUGGGCAACGACGUGGCCACCAUCCUAUCGCGCCGCAUCGCCGUGGAGUACAGCGAGUCCGACGACGACUCCGAGCUCGAUGAGAAUGAGUGGUCUGACUAAAAGUUAUAAAAGAAAAGAGUGAGAUAAGAGACGGGGGUUCGGUGGGUGGUGAUGACGGGGAACUGAAGGGGGAGAAACAUUGUGACACUGAGGUGGAAAUGAAGAAGUUUGGUUCAUUAAUCAUUAACGUUUAAACAGAAAAAAAAAAAGUGGAUUCAUAUACAUUGACAUACAUACUCCAGAUCGCCUGUUGCAGCCUCUCUCACCAUUAAGCACUUCAAAAGCAACAGGUCGGUAAUUUCAGCUUGCUUCGUUGCCCCUGACGACGCCUAUUCUUGAACUGAACAACCACCCAGGGUGUAUGGCAUACUAAACACACACAAACACACACACACACGCGCGCGCACAUAACACUUACAUUCGCACCAUUUUAACACCCUCCCGCCCCCGUCCACUCAUUUUUAACCACUAACACUCAGCUGUGAAAAACAAACGCGCCAACUCCUCCCUCGCUACAUAUUUGAGUGAUAAUUAUUAGCAAUAAUCCAGGCUCUUAAACUGUAGGUAGGUGGGCCCCCAGUGAGUACUUGGGCAGUGUGUUUACAAAACACAUGGUAUAGCACAAGAAAAACUAAUUAUAGUGCAAUCUUAACUUAUCUGCCAAAUGUUGAGAAAGAAUUUAUGAAACAAGUGUUUGGAUAAUCAGGGAAACUGGGAAAAAAAAAAGCUUAUCAGAGGAUUACUCCGCUUCGCUGGGUUGUGCCUGUUUACAAAACAUGUGCACUCUCCUUUAAGAGGCUACACCAGAUUUUCGGGAGUUUGGUCAUCUUGAAACAAUAGAAACAGCAUCAAAAAUGAUCUCUGUGUAAUGAACUCUGGCUGGUGUGCAUGCUAACAGCUGAAUAUAUAGCAUGUUGGCUAACAAGGCUUGAUUUAGAUGUUUAAAAUGUUGUUUAAAGAUGCAUAAAAUAAGGGAUAAAAAUGACUUCAGCUGAAAAUAUGCUUCUCCAAAGAUGCAUGUAAAUGUUUCUAUCCCAGAGAGGAUCUGAUGCGCACACCUCCCAAAUCUCAACAAUGCAUUGUGGGAACCUGCGUUUAGAGCAAGCUGAUUGGUUGAUCCAACUUCCUGUUGGGAGGUGGGUUCAACUAGAUGAUUAAUUGCGAUCAAUGGUACAUAUAAAAAAAGAAACAAACAGGAACGUCUCCAAACAUAUGUUCACUUAUGUGCAAUAUGAAGAAGGAGAAGCUUUGACAUUAUGUUUACUUGCAUAUGAAAAAUCUGAGUUUCUCAAGUGAUCAUAAUUCAGAAUACAGGCCUGUUUCUGUGCCGUUUACAGGUAUAAAUGACGUAAACAAACCUUUAAAAUUAAGAAUUUAUGUGUGAUUAUUGUCUCCUGUUAGUCGCUUUUAAUGAAAGACCAAGGAGUCAUAGAAAGUUCCAAUCUUGUGAUUUUAAUUUUGGUAGUGGGGCAACAACAUAUUAGUUUGUGCCUUUAAUGUCUUGUAUAUUUAUUAUGUAUUUAGAUUUAUUUUCAAUCUUUUAUUUCAACUGGAUGUUUCAGUGAGAUCAAAACAGAACAGUUGUUACACAUUAAGAAAAAUAAUUACAAGUAACAUAAUAUUUUACUUUCUUAUAAAGCAUAAAAACAUUUUGGGGGGGGGCACACAUCAGGCAGACUUAUCUAUAGAGAGAAAUGUGAUGCUGGUUCUUGUAAUGUUGUGGGUAAAACUAUUAGAAGGCCAAACUCCCAUAAAGUCAGUGUGGUCCUUGAACUCAUACCUUUAACGUUGUGAUAUACAGUAGUUCUCCCACUGAGGUAGUGUGAUAAAACUGUGAUGAAAGACGCCACCCACCAGGAGUACGCUGGUUUGGGAAAGCAAGCGCCACCAGCACCAGCCUUGUCAGAGUUUAGUCAUAACUCAUCAUUCAGCCUCCAUAUCACAGCAUUGAACAAUAAAGCGAGCGAGCGAGCUUAUGCCAUUAUUUUAGUACGUUUUUAUUUCUAUUUUUUAAUUUUUGGUCUUUUUUAGUCAUUCAUAACUUGAAGCCUAACAUUUCAGCCAGUGACUGUGUGCUGUGGUAUUGGUCUUAUAUAAACGCUUCCACACGUAGCCACAACUUGGAGCCGCGCUCACAAAGCUUGUCAUCCUGGCCCAGGGUCAAAGGUCACGUCCACCCCUUCAUAAGACCUUACACACUCUCAGCGACCCUGGAUCAGCACCGCUGUCUGUGGAGGCUUUGUGAAUGCAGCCCUUGGACUAUAAAUACAUACAUACGUGUAAGAGACUUGCAACAUAAUAUACAGUAUAUUAUCUAUCUCUUUUCAGUAUAGGUUUGGCUAAACCUCAGUAUGAGCUGAUUGGACUGUAGUGUUUUUAUAAUGUGGUUUUUCUUUUUAAAAUGUGCUGCAGUGAGUUGUUCACUUUGGUUUAUCUUAAGGUUUUCUAAUGUCAAGGCCAGGAUGGAGGUAACAGUUUAAUUUGUGUCAAAGAAGCAGUUAAAGGAUGAUUCCAACUUUUUUUUUUUUUUUUUAACCAGAUUUAUUAAUCUACUCUCGAGCCAAAGCAAAUAUCCCACGAAAACAGGAUUCAAACAGCAUUUAAUGCUACUUUUAUACAUUUUCCCCAUUUGUUUCAGUUUUCUAUGUGAUGCCGCGACUUCAUAGCAAAGCAUUCUGGGAUGUGUAGUGUUACUCAUCCAUCUUCUGGUAGCACCGCAGCAAAUGUCGAGCCUCGGUUGUAGAUAUUCACUGAUACCGUUUCGUCUUUAGACUUUGCAGACCAUUGUUUUUAUUUGUCCAUUUGUGUUUACUUGAGCAAAACAUGCACUUCGAACAGUUUGUGAUAUCCCACCAAAAGGCUCAGUCACACUGUUCUAAACAUUAAAAUAUCUUGCUACCUAUUAGCUAAAUUACCUUACGUACUGUAAAUUACCAGUCAUUAGCCAUGUUUUCUUCCAUUGUAAAGUGAAUAUCGGAGCCUAAUCACAAAAAAGAAGAAACAAACUACAGUUCAUUGUGCAGUUACAACCUGCUUCACAUUGAAAGGUAGAGGGAAAAGCUGUUAUAUGUAACCUAGAUGUAUCUAUAAAAUCAAUUUCAACCAUGUUUGGCCCAGUUUUAAUCUAUAUAUCUUGAUGUCAUUUGUUGCACAGGUUAGAGGUUCUUGCCUUAUUGGUUUAUUUCAGAAAAUGCCAAGAUUUUGAAAAGGAUAGGGCUCAAAAGUAGUUAUUAUAUUGUUGUAUAUAAAUACCACACGAUAUCUGAGAAACCAGCUCGCUCAGUAAGCUGCACUGUGUUGAAGAAUACAAAACUACAACUGGAUUAAAGACUGUACGAUAUGUCGUUAUAGGUUUUAAGGAACACCUGCGUUUAUGGACUGUUACUAUUGAAGCAAAAAAAGCACAUUAACAGCUAGAAUGUGGAUUUGACAUUUGACCUGGGUUGAAUGUCGUAUAAGAAAUUGGGAGUUUAAGGCACAAAAUGUGGAAAAAACACAACCCGGGUCUGAUAGUUUAUCUUAUGGUUUUGUUGUUGUGCAAGAGCCAUAGAUAUACCCAGUCCUGAAAUUCAGCAAGCAUAUCUGGAUCCAAGCGCUUCAUGGCCUUACGGUGUCCAUGAAUGUAAAGCUGUGACUGUAAAACAAUUUUUGUCUUGCUGAAUGCGCUGAUAAAACACUGGACCUGUUAAUCUUUACAAAGCUGGAAAUACUUGUCCACAAUCACCAAAUUUUGGCGGCAGAACGCAGAAAAACCUUAUUUAAUAUUUCAAAAAUGGAAACCCGAGGCACCAAAGGCAGAGAAAUCAAACCAACCAUACCUUGUGUAUCUAUGGCUACUGGCUUGUAAGAAUACUUCAUUAUGUGUUGAAAAUGUGAGAAAUGAAUCAUGUUGUAUAGAAUUUUGGUAAGGAAGCCUGUAAAGUAAAAUACAUUUGGAGUAAUAUAACCUAGACAAUGAAACAAAAUAAAACUGUGUAUUGCACACUAAAACCAACUGUAAGCAAGUAUGCAUGUAACUAUAGACAAUAAAUGGUGAACGAAAUUGUA
Molecule: messenger RNA, 5986 nt
Organism: Seriola aureovittata
Lineage: Eukaryota; Metazoa; Chordata; Actinopteri; Carangiformes; Carangidae
Exons: 11
Coding region: 326-1999 (557 amino acids)
Biological process (GO): actin cytoskeleton organization; positive regulation of Arp2/3 complex-mediated actin nucleation
Cellular component (GO): cytoskeleton
Molecular function (GO): actin binding; protein kinase A regulatory subunit binding; Arp2/3 complex binding
Source: RefSeq, a predicted model, not a curated record